AUGAUCGGACGUCUCCCAGCCAUUGUAAUUGAUAAUGGCACAGGAUACUCUAAAAUAGGUUAUGCUGGGAACACAGAACCUCAAUCAAUCAUUCCUUCUUGCAUUGCCGUAAAGGAAUACAGUAAAGUUGGAACCAGAGAAGUUAGACGACUUGGGACUGGUUUAGAUGACCUAAAUUUCUUCAUCGGGGAUGAGGCGCUCGCUCUCGAUGGAAAGAAUGACUUCUCAGUGAAAUGGCCUAUUCGUCAUGGUAUUAUCGAAGAUUGGGACUUAAUGCAACGUUACAUGGAACAGCUUAUUUUCAAAUUACUUCGAGCAGAACCUGAAGAUCAUUAUUUUCUUUUGACAGAACCACCAUUGAAUACACCAGAGAAUCGUGAAUACUUAGCUGAAAUAAUGUUUGAAACGUUUAAUAUUCCUGGUCUUUAUAUCGCUGUACAGGCUGUAUUAGCGUUAUCAGCUUCAUGGUGUUCUAAUAGAACUGACAGUCGUUCACUUACUGGAACUGUUAUCGACUCAGGUGACGGCGUUACUCAUGUGAUUCCUGUAGUCGACGGUUAUGUCAUUGGAUCUUGUAUUAAACAUAUACCAAUAGCUGGACGUGACAUUACUUCUUUCAUUCAACACUUGCUUAGAGAACGUGAAAAUAAUAUCCCACCAGAACUGAGUAUGGAAGUUGCUAAACAAAUUAAAGAACGUUAUUCAUAUGUUUGUCCUGAUUUACCUAAAGAAUUUGCUAAAUAUGAUAGUGAACCAGAGAAAUGGAUUAAACCCCAUGUUGUAUCAAAAUCGGCUAAAUAUCCAUCAUUUUCUGUUGAUGUCGGUUAUGAACGAUUUUUAGGUCCAGAAAUAUUUUUUCAACCUGAAUUUGUUAAUCCAGACUUUACAACUUCAUUAAGUGAUGUUGUCGAUGAAGUAAUUCAAAAAUCACCAAUUGAUUCACGUCGUGGACUUUAUGGUAAUAUUGUAUUAUCAGGUGGUAGUUCAAUGUUCAAACAUCUUGAUCGUCGUUUACAACGUGAUAUUAAACGUAAUGUUGAUAAUCGUUUAAAAUUAACUGAAGAACUUACUGGUGGACGAGUCAAGCCUAAAUCUAUUGAUGUUAAAGUAGUUUCACAUCCUAUGCAACGUUAUGCUGUCUGGUUUGGUGGAUCAGUACUUGCUAAUGAGAGUGAAUUUUACAAUGUAUGCCAUACUAAAGCUCAAUAUGAAGAAAUCGGUCCAGCAAUAUGCCGUCAUAAUCCUGUGUUUGGUACAAUGACUUAA
This is a messenger RNA of Schistosoma rodhaini, 1266 nucleotides long. The record is from the annotation of a GenBank genome assembly. NCBI's taxonomy places the organism in Eukaryota, Metazoa, Platyhelminthes, Trematoda, Strigeidida, Schistosomatidae.